Molecule: messenger RNA, 1980 nt
Organism: Cavenderia fasciculata
Lineage: Eukaryota; Evosea; Eumycetozoa; Acytosteliales; Cavenderiaceae
Gene: cycC
Product: cyclin
Exons: 9
Coding region: 1-1980 (659 amino acids)
Biological process (GO): positive regulation of transcription by RNA polymerase II
Cellular component (GO): mediator complex; nucleus
Molecular function (GO): cyclin-dependent protein serine/threonine kinase regulator activity
Source: RefSeq, a predicted model, not a curated record
AUGGUAAAGAAAGGACAAAAACAUAAUAGAGAAGAAAAUGACUAUGACACAUUUAUUUUGGGAUUGACCAAGACAAGUCUAAGCGAAUUUGAGAAUACCUUUCAACACAAAAAGAAAAAGUGCGAGAAAAAGAACAUCAUUACAGCUGCAAGAAAUGAAACUUUACCUAUCAUAUUUAAUAGACUACUAAAUAAUAAUAUUUUAUCAUGUCCAGUAAUUAAACAAGAUGGUUCAUUUUAUGGUGUUAUUGAAUUAUUGGAUGUCUUGAAAUAUAUGGUAGAUGAAUUUGGAAAGAAAAAAUUAAACAAUGCCAAAUCAUUAUUUGAAAUUGAAGAAUUUAAGAAUGAAACUGUCAAUGAAAUGAUGCAAUAUCCAUAUGGAAAAAAUGUAAAGUUUGUAAAGUUGACACCAAGUUCAACUCUGUUUACAGCAUUUGAAAGUUUGUCCAAGCAAAAUGUCAACAGAAUCAUUGUGAUUGAUGAACAAGAUGAGAUUGUCGAUAUUAUCACUCAGUUUGAUCUGAUCCGUUGGGUACAUGAUAAUCUUGGCAAACUCGGAACGAGAAAGAACAAGUUGGUGAGGGAACUGUCGGCAGCCAACCAAUACGUCAUGUCAGUGACAGAUGACGAGCAGGCAAUUGACGCAUUCCGUCUCAUUGAAAUCAUGGGUGUUGGUGGAGUUGCUGUCAUCCAACCCGAUGGCAAGUUGACCGGCAAUCUGUCGGCACGUGACAUUAAGCGUAUUGGAAGUAAAGGAGAGCAUUGGAAACGAUUGCUCGGGCCUGUUUACGAGCUGGUCGGUCGCGAACCAGUCACGUGUCGCGAGACUGACACUGUUGGUGAUCUCGUCAACCUGUUUGUCAGUAAGAGUGUCCACCGUGUCUAUGUCGUCGACGAUACCUUUUCGACACUUGGAGUGAUCACCCUUCGAGACCUCAUCUCUGAAGUUCUCCCUUUGACACAGUCUCUUUCAAUCUCUGAUAUCUUAACAAAGGUCGAUCUACCAAACAAGCCUGAAGCUAUCAUGACUACCACCUCCACAACCACAACCAGCAACUCUACCACUUCUGACAAGAAGAAAGAACAACAUGAACAACAACCAAAUGUUGGUGAAACUGGUUCAGCUACAUUUAAAUCAUGGUUACUUUCUAAAACAGAAAUAGAGAAAUCAAAUACAAAGGAUCUAACUAGAAUAACACCUACCGAUUUAAAAAGGUUGAGGAUAUUCUAUUGUAAUCUGAUACAAAAUUUUGGUCAUACAAAGUUGGUAUUAAAGCAAAGAGCGAUUUCAACUGCAAUUGUAUAUUUUAAAAGAUUUUAUUUAAAAAAUAAUUUUAUAGAUUGCGAACCAAGAUUAAUAUCAAUAACAUGUUUAUAUUUAGCGAGUAAGGUAGAAGAAUGUAUUACUCAGGCUAAAAAAUGUGCAUUAAAAAUGAAGGAACAAGAUCCAUCAUUUAAUUAUACGAUGAGCGAUAUUUUGGAAUGUGAAUUUUAUGUAUUGGAGGAAUUGGGAUUCGAUUUGAUUAUAUUCCAUCCAUACAAGAGUUUACCUACCUAUUUGGGUAACAGUGGGUUGGACAAGGAGUGCUUAGAGGUGGCAUGGGGUGUGGUCAAUGAUUCGUACAAGACUGAUCUAUGUCUACAAUACCCUCCCUAUAUCAUUGCACUGGGGUGUAUAUAUUUGGCGGGAUUUAUAAAGAAACGUGAUCUCAAACAAUGGUUUUCAAAUCUAAACGUCGACAUGAAAGAGAUUUGGGAUGUAUCUAGAGAAUUAUUGGAAUUUUAUGAAUUUGAUAGGAAACCAAUCACUAGUACUGAAACACAUGAAUAUAUUUAUAACAAACUUACAAAAGCAAUACCAGUAGUUCAAAUACAAGGACAAGGACAACAACAACAACAACAACAACAGAAUCAUCCAUCAAAUCAUCAUCAUCAUCCACCACAUCAUCAAUCUCAUAUGAUGCCAAUUGAGAUUAGAUAA